AUGACAGUUGUUGAGUAUGUUGCUAAGUUCGAAGAGUUGGUGAAGUUUUGUCCAAACUAUAAUAAUGCGGAAGCUGAAGUGUCGAAGGGUAUCAAGUUCGAAAGAGGAUUACAACCUGAGACCAAGAAAGGUAUUGGCUAUCAUGAGAUUUACCGAUUUCCUAUGUUGGUGAAUAAGUGCAAGAUUGAUGAUAAGGAUAGUAGAGCCCGGUGUGCUCACUAUAAGAGGCUUAGUGAGAAGAAAGGGAAGAAUCAGUAUCUUGGAAAAAUGUAUAGUGCUCUAGCUGACAAAGGGAAUCAAAAGGCUUCAUAUGAGAAAAGGACAAGUAGGGAAGAGACUCAAUCCUUUGUCAAGUGCUUUAAGUGUGGGAUUAUGGGUCAUCAUACCAAUGACUACAAGAGUUCUGAGAAGAGAUGCUUCAAGUGUGGGAAUAUUGAACAUCUUGUCACUGAUUGUAAGGGUAGUACACUGUCCUUCUUAAACUGUGGAGAUUCAGGUCACAUUAGUACUCAUUUCCAGAAACCCAGGAAGGUCCAGUCUGGAGAAAAAGCUUUUGUUUUGAAUGGGUCAGAGACUACUGGCAUAAAUAGAUUGGUUCAAGUGUCAUUUCCAAAAUUUGAUGCAAGCGACGAGUUAUUUGUGUCUGCAAAGCAAGUGGAUGAAUCCAUGAAAGAUGAUGCUAAAAUGUUUAUGAUAUUGGCUUCUAUGAAGGAUAAAAUCAAAUUUGUGAUUGAUGAUAUUAGUAAUUUGUCGUUGGAGCCCGAGGUUGAGUUCACCAUAGACUUAGUACCCGGUACUAGUCCUGUAUUGGUGGCGCCGUAUAGAAUGUCUGUUUCAGAGCCGAGUGAGAUAAGGAAAUAA
Messenger RNA from Lathyrus oleraceus (garden pea), 861 nucleotides. RefSeq lists its product as uncharacterized. The coding region runs from base 1 to 861 and encodes 286 amino acids. Lineage: Eukaryota; Viridiplantae; Streptophyta; Magnoliopsida; Fabales; Fabaceae. The transcript is spliced from 3 exons. Gene Ontology annotation, molecular function: zinc ion binding; nucleic acid binding. The record is from RefSeq and is a predicted model, not a curated record.